Molecule: messenger RNA, 2598 nt
Organism: Naumovozyma dairenensis CBS 421
Lineage: Eukaryota; Fungi; Ascomycota; Saccharomycetes; Saccharomycetales; Saccharomycetaceae
Gene: AXL2
Product: Axl2p
Exons: 1
Coding region: 1-2598 (865 amino acids)
Cellular component (GO): membrane
Molecular function (GO): calcium ion binding
Source: RefSeq, a predicted model, not a curated record
AUGAUAAAUUAUAAUCAACGUUCGCUUUUACUGGUGAUAGUAUCACUUUUCUAUUUAUUAAUAUUCAAAGACACUUCAAUAUUUGUUCAAUCAUUACCAUAUGAGGCAUACCCAGUGAAUAAACAAUUACCUCCUGUUGCAAGAAUUAAUGAACAAUUCCAAUUCCAAAUAUCAAAUGAUACGUACAAAUCUAACGUAGAUAAAUCUUCACAAAUAUCAUACCAAACUUUCAAUUUACCAAGUUGGUUAACGUUCAAUUCAGAAUCUCGUACAAUUUCUGGUACACCUUCUUCUUCAGUUUUACACAAUGACAUUGAUACAUUUUAUUUCAAUUUCAUCUUGGAAGGUACCGAUUCGGCUGAUAACAUGGCUAUAAAUAAUACAUAUCAAUUAGUAGUAACAAACAAAAAAAGUAUAGAAAUAGCCUCAGAUUUCAAUUUACUAGCUCUUUUGAAAAAUUAUGGUAACACUAAUGGGAAAGAUGGUCUAAUCAUAUCACCCAAUGAAAUAUUUAACAUCACUUUUGAUAGAUCUGCCUUCACAGAUAGAGAUUCCAUAGUAGCAUUUUAUGGUCGUUCCAAGCAAUAUAAUGCUCCAUUACCAAAUUGGUUAUUUUUCGAUUCAAAUACUUUGAAAUUUAGUGGGACUGCUCCCGUUGUCAAUUCUUUAAUAGCUCCUGAAAUGUAUUAUGAUUUAACUUUGAUUGCAACCGAUAUCGAAGGUUACGCAGGUAUUGAAUUACCAUUCGAAUUAGUUAUUGGGGCUCAUCAAUUGACUACAUCCAUUCAAAACACUUUAAUCAUUAAUGUCACUGAUUCAGGAACCUUUAAUUAUGACAUCCCAUUAAAUUAUAUAUUCUUAGAUGAUGAAGAAAUCUCAUCUAGUGAUUUAGGAUCCAUUCAAUUAGUCGACGCUCCAAAUUGGGUCACUUUAAGUAAUUCAACAUUAUCAGGAUCAUUACCUAGCGAUCUAUUAGAUUCUUCAUAUAAUGGUACCUUCUCAGUUUCUGUUUACGAUAAAUAUGGUGAUGUUAUUUAUUUAAACUUCGAAGUAGUUUCCACUACUGACCUAUUUGCUGUAUCAUCGUUGCCAAAUAUUAAUGCCACUCGUGGUGAAUGGUUCCAAUCUAGUUUUUUACCAUCACAAUUCACUGAUUUUGAUAACACUAAUGUAUCAAUUUUCUUCCCGAAUACCACCGAAACUCAUGAUUGGUUAAGUUUCCAACUAUCAAAUUUGACUUUACAAGGUGAUACCCCAAUGGAUUUCAUCUCUUUGGAAUUAGGUGUCAAAGCAGAAAAAAAAUCAAAAUCUCAAGAUUUAACUUUUACAAUUAUAGGUAUGGAUCCUAAAUCUAAAAAUCAUUCAUCAUCAUCGUCAACUACUACUAAAAAUAGUACUUCCAGUCAUUCGUCAACAGUAAUAACAACACGUUCUUCUUCCACUUCUUCAUCCCAUUCUUCAACGUCAUCUUUCACAGCCACAAUAACCUCCUCCUCCUCCUCCUCCUCCUCCUCAUCGUCAUCGUCUUCAGCAGCAGUAGCAGCAGUUACUAGAAACACAAAUAACUCUAAUUCUAAGACUAUUGCCAUUGCAUGUGGUGUCGCCAUUCCAGUUGGUGUUAUAAUUAUCGUAAUUAUACUAUUUUUCUUAUUUUGGAGACGCAAAAAUGAGAAAAAGAAUUCUGAUAAUGAAAACAAAAAUAAUGACAUAGAAAAUGGCCCACCAUUUGCUCCAGUUACUCCUUUGAAUAAUCCAUUUGAUGAUGAUGAUGAUAAUGAUGAUAAGAAGAAUAAAGACCCAUCGAUGAGAGGUAUCUCUGAUUUACGUGAGCUACCAUUAGAUAAUUCAUCCUUUUCAAGCAAUUCUUCUCGAUCUUCAUCAAUUAAUGAUGAAAAAUUACCUUAUAAUGAUCCAUUAAAUUCACAAAGUCAAGAAAUCUUAAUACCAAAGACAGAAUCUCAUAAUAGUUUAAUCUUUGAUCCUAAUAAUAUGUCAUCAUCAUUAUAUAUGAAUAUGCUUCCAUCAAAUAAAAAAUCAUGGAAAUAUAAUUCAAAAUUAUCUCCUACGAUAAUAUCACAUUCUAAUAGAGACAGUUCUAUUUCAUUAAAUACUGUCACCACUUCAGAAUUAUUAAAUACUGAACUUUCAAAUGAUUCACCAAUACCGAAAGAUCCUAAGAAAUCUACAUUAGGUUUAAGAGAUUCUGUAUUUUGGAGUUCAAACUCAAUGAAACAACAAAAAGGAAUUUCAACGAUGACUCCAUCAUCAUCGAUAUCAUUCACAAAUAAUAGUAAUGGUAAAAACAAUAAUAAAAAUAAUAAUGUUCUACCAUCAUUAUCGGAAUUAACAUAUCCUGAACCAGCAAGACAUGCAAGCAAUAAUGAUAACCAAAGUAAUCGAACACCACGAACUGUAGUAUCAUCUUCUUCAAGUGAUGAUUUUAUUCCAGUUAAAGAUGGAAAUAAUUUUAAAUGGAUACAUUCCAAUGAUGUUAAUAGGAAACCAAGUAAGAAAAGAUUAGUAAAAUUUCCUAAUAAGGGUAUAGUUAAUAUUGGGCAAGUGAAACAUUUUGAAGGCCAUGUCCCAGAAGAAAUAUGA